This is a messenger RNA of Mizuhopecten yessoensis (Yesso scallop), 701 nucleotides long. RefSeq names its product cholesterol 24-hydroxylase-like. Gene Ontology annotation, biological process: cholesterol catabolic process. The coding region runs from base 306 to 701 and encodes 131 amino acids. The record is from RefSeq and is a predicted model, not a curated record. The transcript has 4 exons. Gene Ontology annotation, molecular function: iron ion binding; heme binding; cholesterol 24-hydroxylase activity. NCBI's taxonomy places the organism in Eukaryota, Metazoa, Mollusca, Bivalvia, Pectinida, Pectinidae.
GUUACAUGUCUUUCUCUUUUUGUCAUUGUCGCUCUAAUUCUCUCUCUUUAUCUCAUUCUCAAAAAUCAUACAUACAGAGAAAUUCCGAAUUUAUCGUUUAAUCAAAUGAGGGAGACACAUAUCCGUUUGUUAAAGUAUCUUUUCGAGUCAGUCAAAUGUUGAAAAUGUCGAGACGAUUCAGAAUAUGAUUUAUUUGGCAUGUAUGCGCUUCCGUAACAGAAAAAGUAUUUCUUAAUCGCGAAGGCUACGUAACUGUGUGAUAGCUUGGAGAUCAUUUGUGGCUGUGUCUCAAACUGUGAACACACAUGACAAUGAGUCUGUUGUUUGUGGAAAUCUUAGGGAUUGUAGUCGCUGUGUGUCUUUGUAUACUCGUAACUGUAGCCUGGUAUUUUCAUCGUCAACAUCAAAAGUAUGAUCAUCUACCCGGGCCACCCCGGGACAGCUUCUGGAAAGGGAACAUUCCAUCUAUCGAAAAAGUAAAAGCUGCCGGUGGAAUCAUGGAUGACUACUUAUUAGAAAUUUCCAAAACUUACGGGCUGGUAUUUCGUCUUUGCUUCUGGAAUGAAGUUGCAGUCAUUGUUUUAGAUCCAGAAUGCAUUAAGGAUGUUCUGGUAACUGGAAAUCACCAGAAGUCAAAACGUUUUUACUCAAGAGUAGCUAGCGUAUUUGGUUUUAACUCAUGUGUGAAUGCCACAUUUUGA